AUGAAGUUACCGUUACCCUUAGAGCCCUUGGCAUGUUCCGUAAGCAACUUCAACUCCCUUUUGUCUCAUAACAUCGAUGAAGUUACCGUUACCCUUGCUGUCAAGGGGACCCCAAACCCGGAGGCCAAAUUCACGGAUGGUGACAUUUUUGUUGGAAAUGCACUUAUAAGUAUGUAUUCGAGGUUGAGGUGGUUAAUAGAAGCUAGGAGUGUGUUUGAUGAAAUGGCAAAUGAGGAUCUGAUUUCAUGGAAUGCAAUACUAUCAGGUUACUCUCAAGAGGGAAAUCAUGGCCUUGUGGCGAUUUUUGUCUUUAUUGAGAUGGUGGCAGAAGGGAUGGGACGAAGAAGAUGCAUCUCUCUAUUUAAUGAGAUGAGAUUGGAUGGAGUAUAUCCAAAUGAUGUUACAUUUGUUGGACUAAUCCAUGCUAUAUCAAUUAGGAAGUUGGUGGAGGAAGGCGAAAUGAUUCAUGGGUUUUGCAUAAAGACUGGCUUUUUAUCAAAGCAUAAUGUUUGCAACAGCUUGAUCACCAUGUAUGCUAAGCUUGAGUCCAUGCAUGACUCCAUCAAAGUUUUUGAGGAGCUAAACAUCAUGUAA
This is a messenger RNA of Prunus armeniaca (apricot), 594 nucleotides long. NCBI's taxonomy places the organism in Eukaryota, Viridiplantae, Streptophyta, Magnoliopsida, Rosales, Rosaceae. The record is from the annotation of a GenBank genome assembly.